This is a messenger RNA of Paramormyrops kingsleyae, 1812 nucleotides long. The record is from RefSeq and is a predicted model, not a curated record. NCBI's taxonomy places the organism in Eukaryota, Metazoa, Chordata, Actinopteri, Osteoglossiformes, Mormyridae.
GACAGCCAUGACAACCGCUUCCAGUGCGCGCAUUCUCCGCGAGGCCGACUGGUGCAUUGUGGGAUUGCUGGAUCCCGUAAGGGCUCGGUAACGGCAGGAAUCAUCCGGGGGUGUUAUUUAUUCGGCUUUACCGGGAAAAGGGGCCGUUGUUCUGGCAGUCAGUCCGCGAUACUGGCGCCCAUGAAUUCGUCGGUAUCCAAGAAGACCCAGGACACCCUGGGCAAAGUGAUUAAAAAGCCCCCUCUGACUGAGAAGCUGCUCGGAAAACCUCCGUUCCGCUACCUGCACGACAUAGUGACCGAGGUUAUUCGAACCACUGGCUUCAUGAAGGGACUCUACGAGGACUCUGAGUUGAAGUCAGACAAUGUCAAGGACAAGGACUCUAAGAUUGCCUUCCUGCAGAAGGCCAUCGAUGUGGUGGCACUAGUGAGUGGGGAGCCUCUGGCAGUGAGACCGGCGCGCAUUGUGGCUGGUCAUGAAGCCGAGAAGACUAACGAGCUGCUCCAGGCCAUCGGCAGGUGCUGCCUCAGUAAGUUGUCCAGUGAGGAGGCUGUAAGGAGAGUGCUGCUAGGGGAGAAGCCUGAUCUCAGAGUGAAGCCCAGCAGUUCCAAAUCCAAAGACAAAGAGAACCAGGAGGACAGAGAGCACCCUCGGGACAACGAGCCGCAGAGAGUAAACAAAGAGCGAAGCUCCAGCAGGGACCGGAAGGAGCCUCCGAAGGAUCCUGAGGGCAAACGGUCUGAGAAGGACAGACCACGAGAUGCCGCAAGGUUUGAGAAGCGGCGUGAGCGCGAGAGGACCAAGGAGCGGGACCGUGACAGGGACAAGGACAAGGAGAGGGACUUGCGCAGAGAGAAGGACAAGGAGAGAGACCGGGAGAAACGGAGAGAGAGAGACAAGGAGAGGGAGCACCAUGAGCAGGCACAGGACCGGCAAGAAGCAGAGGAAUCAGAAAGGAGGUCCCGUGGCACAGAGGACAAACUGAGCAAGCGGCCACCUGAGCGGCCUGUUGGGAAUGGCAAGCCAGAAUCCGAGCAGGACAGUCCCAUGAGGAUACCCCGACCUUCUUCUGCCAAAGGUCAGAGGAGGUUACCAAAGCCUGGGGGACAGGAUGAAUCUGACAGCGAUGGAGGGCCAGAUGCUCAGCCAGAGGAGAAGACAGUCCAUCAGGAGAAUGGCGACGUGCCGGACUCACACAGACCUGGUGCUGCCUUGAGCGGUAACCGGGGUCUCCCACGACCCAGCAGCGCACGGCCAGCCCCGCCCCGCGUGAAGAGGCAGGAGGCCCAGCCCGAUGCCAUGCCCAUGGAGAGGCUGGGUAGCGCCAAGCCCUCGGCAGCGGUCAUCGUGGAUGGCGGGAAGCCAUCAGAGGAUGAAGAGGAUGAGGAUGCACAGUUCGUGGUGGAGGAAGCUGCCCCCCCACUGCCCGAGAUACCUGCGCUGGAAGCGGAGGCUGAGAUCGAGUUACAGGAGAACGAGAAGCAUGGUGGACUAGUGAAGAAAAUACUGGAAACUAAGAAAGACUAUGAAACUUUGUCGUCACCAAAAUCGAAAGACCAGGUAGGUCCAGGCAGCCCCCUCUUCAGAUGGUGCAAUUUCUAUGCCUUGUCACUAGGUGGCAGUGUAAUGCCAGGCUAUGCCAUUUAAGACCACCAUGCCUUUUCCUGAGGGUUAUGAAAAUGCAUUUCUGAGAUACCACUCUGGGUCAAAUGGAAACAAGCAAGCGUGAAAGUGGGCAGCCAAUCAUGUGUGAUCUGAGUGAAGUGUGUGUGUGUGUGUGUGUGUGUGUGUGUGUGUGUGUGUAUGUGUGUG